AUGGAUAUUCCUUGGUGCACUAUUGGUGAUUUCAAUGUUAUCACAUCCAUGGAGGAGAAGUUUGGGGGAAUUCCUUACAAUAUGAACAAGACUUUUGAGUUUAUAAGUGUGAUAGAAGCUUGUGGUUUGAUUGACCUUGGGUAUACUGGAAAUCCUUUUACUUGGUGUAACCAAAUGGCUGCACAGGCUAGAGUUUGGAAAAGGCUGGAUAGAUCCAUGGUUAAUGAUAAAUGGCUAGAGGUUAUGCCCCAAACUACAGUUGAACACCUUCCUUCUGUUGGUUCUGAUCACAGUCCCCUCUUGAUGGAAAUGGUGAAUGGCAACCCUAUGUGGAAAUGGCAUCAAAAAAUGAAAAACCUUAUCCCUACUCUUAGCGUAUGGUCUAAGAAGGAAUAUGGGGACAUCUAUGCUAAGGUGAAAGAGCAUGAACACUUGAUCAAAGUAGCUGAGGAAGAGCUUCAAUGGUUCAAAGAGGGGGAUGCUAAUACCAAGUAUUUCCAUGCCCUUAUGAGAGGAAGAAGGAGAAGGUUACUCAUCCACAAAAUCUGUAACAAUGAAGGGGAAUGGAUUCAAGGGGACAAUAACAUAGCAAAUGCAGCCUGUGAUCAUUUUCAAAAAAUAUUCACAGGCCAGGAGAACAGAAUUGAUGAAAGAAUUCUCCAAUAUCUCCCUACACUUGUUACUCCUGAACACAAUCGAAGUUUGCAGGAAAUACCCAGCAUGGAAGAACUGAGACAUGUAGUUUUCUCUAUGAAUCCCAAUUCAGCACCUGGUCCUGAUGGCAUGGGAGGGAAAUUUUAUCAAGUAUGCUGGGAGAUUAUUAAAGAAGAUCUGCUUAGUGCUAUCCAAGUUUUUUUCAAUGGUCAGACUAUGCCAAAGUUCAUGUCUCAUGCAUGCCUUAUUUUGCUGCCCAAAGUUGAUCAGCCAAACAUUGCUGAAAACAUUAUGUUGGCUCAAGAAAUCACUACUGGGAUCAAGAAACCUAAAGAAGGAGACAAUGUGAUUAUCAAGCUUGAUAUGACCAAAGCAUAUGAUAGAGUUUCCUGGUCCUACACUUGCUUAGUUCUGAGGAAAAUGGGUUUUGGAGAAGUAUUCAUUGACAUGGUGUGGAGAAUAAUGAGUAACAACUGCAGCAAACAUUCUAUUCAGCUGAUCAUGGACACUUUGACUGAGUAUGAAGGUACUUCUGAUCAACUUAUCAACAAAAAUAAGAGUCAUUUCAUGGUACCUGCAAACACUCCUCAAGACAUCAUCCAGCAAAUCAAGGAGGGUACUGGUUUCACUCAAAAGGACAGCCCUAUUUCCUAUCUAGGGUGUCCUCUAUAUAUCGGGAGACAGAGAAUUAUCUACUACUCUCAAUUGGUGGAUAAAGUGAUUAGAAGAAUAAGUGGUUGUCAAUCCAGACUCCUCAGGGUUGGUGGUAGGGAGAAUGACAGAAGGAAAUACCAUUGGGCUUCCUGGGAAUCACUGAGUCUUCCUUAUGAGGAAGGUGGUAUUGGUGUGAGGAGGCUGACUGACAUCUGCACUUCCUUGCAAUGCAAACAUUGGUGGCUUCUCAGAACCACUGAUUUUCUGUGGGGAUAA
This is a messenger RNA of Solanum tuberosum (potato), 1584 nucleotides long. RefSeq lists its product as uncharacterized. Lineage: Eukaryota; Viridiplantae; Streptophyta; Magnoliopsida; Solanales; Solanaceae. The coding region runs from base 1 to 1584 and encodes 527 amino acids. The record is from RefSeq and is a predicted model, not a curated record. The transcript has 6 exons.